Messenger RNA from Bufo gargarizans (Asiatic toad), 3432 nucleotides. It is a transcript of the gene HSPH1, whose product is annotated as heat shock protein family H (Hsp110) member 1. Gene Ontology annotation, molecular function: ATP binding; ATP-dependent protein folding chaperone. Lineage: Eukaryota; Metazoa; Chordata; Amphibia; Anura; Bufonidae. Gene Ontology annotation, cellular component: nucleus; cytosol. Bases 190 to 2751 code for a protein of 853 amino acids. Gene Ontology annotation, biological process: protein folding. The transcript is spliced from 18 exons. The record is from RefSeq and is a predicted model, not a curated record.
CGGCAUGUGUAGCCGGCGAGUAGCGUGAGGCUGCUGCUUCUGGAAUGUUCUUCCACAGGAUCUAUAUAUGAAGCGGCGCCUCCUCCUCCUCCAGCAGCCCCGCACUCGCAGCUCCCGGCACGGCAGCCGUCUCCUCGGCUCUCCCGACUUCCAUAGUGCCCGCACUUCGCUCCUCAAGCCCUCGUUAACAUGUCUGUGGUCGGCUUCGACCUUGGAUUCCAAAACUGUCAUGUCGCCAUCGCCCGAGCUGGUGGCAUCGAGACUGUAGCCAAUGAGUUCAGCGACAGAUGCACGCCGGCUGUGGUGUCUUUCGGAACAAAGAACAGAACAAUUGGCGUUGCCGCUAAGAAUCAGCUAAUCACAAAUGCAACCAACACAGUAUACAACUUCAAGAAGCUCCACGGGCGAGCAUUUAAAGACCCUUUGGUCCAGAAGGAGAAGAAUAAGUUGGCUUAUGAGCUGGUCCAGACAGACAGUGGAGGUGUUGGAUUACGGGUGAUGUACAUGGAUGAACCUCACAUAUUCAGUGUAGAACAGAUAACUGCAAUGCUUUUGACAAAACUCAAGGAGACGGCAGAGAGCAACCUGAAGAAGCCGGUGACGGACUGUGUCAUAUCGGUUCCCUCGUUCUUCACAGAUUCUGAGAGGAGAUCCGUGCUGGAUUCAGCGCAGAUCGUUGGCUUGAACUGUCUAAAACUGAUGAAUGACAUGACAGCGGUUGCCUUGAACUAUGGCAUUUAUAAGCAAGAUCUCCCAGCUCCGGAGGAAAAACCCAAGAUUGUGGUUUUUGCUGAUAUGGGACAUUCAUCUUUCCAAGUUUCUGCCUGUGCCUUCAAUAAGGGCAAGUUAAAGGUUUUGGGCACUGCUUUUGACCCCUACCUGGGAGGAAGGGACUUUGACGAGAAACUGGUUGAACACUUUUGUACGGAGUUCAGAAGCAAAUAUAAGUUGGAUGUGAAGUCAAAGAUCCGAGCACUACUGCGUCUGUACCAGGAAUGUGAGAAGCUGAAGAAGCUCAUGAGCAGCAACAGCACCGACCUGCCGCUUAACAUUGAAUGCUUCAUGAAUGAUAUCGACGUGUCGGGACGGAUGAGCAGGUUGGAGUUUGAAGGGUUCUGUGCAGACCUCUUACACAGAAUUGAUGCCCCCCUGCGCUCUCUAAUGGAACAGAUCCAACUUCGAGUAGAGGAUAUCGCUGCCGUAGAAAUCAUCGGCGGCGCCACUCGGAUUCCGGCUGUGAAGGAACGCAUUGCUAGGUUUUUCGGGAAGGAUGUCAGCACCACUUUAAUUGCAGAUGAAGCAGUUGCAAGAGGUUGCGCACUCCAGUGUGCAAUUCUCUCGCCGGCCUUCAAAGUUAGAGAGUUUUCAGUCACGGAUGUCGUACCGUACCCCAUCUCCCUGAAGUGGAGCACAGAAGGCGAUGAGGCCGAAGGAUUCCAUGAAGUCUUCAACAAGAACCAUGCAGCUCCCUUCUCGAAAGUCCUCACUUUCUACCGAAAGAAUCCUUUCCAGCUGGAAGCCUAUUAUUCUGAUCCUUCUUGUGUCCCUUAUACAGAAGCAAAAAUAGGUCAGUUUGUUGUUCAGAAUAUUGCUUUAUCUAAAGAUGGAGAAAAGGCUAAAGUAAAGGUGAAGGUCCGCGUGAACACCCACGGCAUUUUCAGCGUUUCUACGGCUUCUGUGGUAGAGAAAAUGGAAGUGGAUGAAGCUGAAGAACAAGCUACGGAAAGUGGAGUGGAAGCAAAGAAGCAAGGAUCUGUGGAAGUUAUGGAAGAUGAUAAGUCAGUCCAGCAAGAUCACCCUGAUGCUGGAGCACAGCCCCAGGUACAAACUGAUGAGCAACCGUCUGCUCCUCCAUCCGAGCCCAGCAGUGAGGAGCAAAAAAUGUCUGACACUGAAAAAGUGGAGAAGAAGAGUGAUAAACCUCCCGAGGCCAAGAAGCCAAAGAUCAAAGUAAAGAAUACUGAAGUGCCCAUUGAAGCAAAUUUUGUGUGGCAGCUGCGAAGAGACCUGCUCAAUAUGUACAUUGAGAAUGAAGGAAAGAUGAUUCUUCAGGACAAGUUGGAGAAGGAGAGGAAUGACGCUAAGAAUGCUGUAGAGGAAUAUGUCUAUGAAUACAGAGACAAGCUGUCUGGGCCCUAUGGCAAAUUUAUCGGUGAAAGGGACCUGAGUCGAUUUUUAGAACUUUUAACAGAAACUGAGAACUGGUUGUAUGAAGAUGGAGAGGAUGAGUCCAGACAGCUGUAUGUUGAGAAGCUGGAGGAGCUUAAGAAACAUGGAAAUCCAGUUAAUGAACGUUACAGAGAAGCGGAGGAGCGGCCAAAAUUGUUUGGUGAUCUUGGCCAAAGGUUGCAGCACUACAGAAAGAUUGUAGAGGAAUACAAGAACCAGAGUGAGGCGUAUCAGCACAUCAGUGCUACGGACAUGGAGAAAGUAGAGAAAUGUGUCCGGGAAACCAUGGAAUGGAUGAAUAAUGCAAUGAAUCUCCAAGCUAAGCAGCAAUUGGAUCAGAGCCCAGCUGUAUAUACCCAUGAAAUUAAAGCACAGCUUUCUGCAUUGAACAGCAGCUGCCAUCGCAUAGUAACGCAGCCGAAACCUAAGGAGGAAUCGCCCAAAUCUGACAAAGCGGUAAAUGGCAUGAAUCACAGCAAUGAAGACCUUGAAACUCAGAAAAACAAAACCGUCCCUACUUCUGAGCAGAAUGGAGAUUGCCAUCCAAAUGAGAAGGGGACUAUUGAUAUGGACUUGGAUUAAAGGGCUCUGUUUGCCAAAUCUCCUGUUACAGGGACUCGCUGGAAUCUGCUCCUGGUUCCUUUUGCUUUACAUGUGCAACCUCCUGUAAAUGAAGAUUUAUUCCAGUUUUUUUUUCUUCUUUUUUUUUUUCUCCAGUUCUUCUGUACUAUCUGACCAAACACUGUCCAUAAGACUAUUUAUUAAAACCUGUCGAAUUUUUAGGAUUUAUUUUUGUCUAAGUGUUAUGUAUUUGUUUGUUUUCUUUCACUAUAUAUUAUACUGCACAGGACUAGAUUAAGAGACGCCUUGUUAACGUGGAGGAGAAAAAGAAAAAUUCCUGUGGAAUUGUGAAUUUCAUAUCAGGCUUCUGAGUAGAACGGACUCUAUAAAGCACAGAGGGAACGGCAGAGUUUGUGUCGCGGUCGGAGGGAGCGCAUACUCUUGUUUGGCUUUUGCUGCAUGCCAUGAGGAUAUCUAGCAAGUCUUCUGGAAAUGGCCUUUUGGAUUUAUUACCUUAGAACACUUCAGUUAAAACAGUUUUUUUUUUUUUUCGCGAAAUGCAGGGUUUUCAUUUUGGCACUGAUAUCCGCGUUAAGUGCAUUUUUCUUACUUUUGGCGAUUCUAGAAAAGGUUGCAAAGUGAAAGAUGUGCUUGAUAGUAUUGUACUUGUCGUGGAGCCUUUAGAGAAAAUAAAGUUCUAUG